Molecule: messenger RNA, 1329 nt
Organism: Cryptococcus amylolentus CBS 6039
Lineage: Eukaryota; Fungi; Basidiomycota; Tremellomycetes; Tremellales; Cryptococcaceae
Exons: 5
Coding region: 1-1329 (442 amino acids)
Source: RefSeq, a predicted model, not a curated record
AUGGCGUGGCAUUCUUGCAUGUCGACCAUCAUCAUCAAAUACUCGGGACUUUAUAUCCUUGUCCACCCUGGUAGUACCGGCGUAAAUGUCGCGCAAGAGCAGGGAUUCGUCGUAGUCGUCAAGUUCGGUCUCUUCAGGAUCGUCAAUGUUGUCUCCGUCCUCCGCGACGAGCUCGGCGACCUUCAAGGAGUUUCAAGGCUCGUGCAGGUACGCCAGAAAGGUGGCCCGACUAUGACGAGGAGGAAGCCCCCAAUGGGUAUGUCCAAUCGUGAGGGCAGGACGCUGUGGAGGCCGGACUGGGGGAACCUUAAGAAUAAGUUCUUUGAGAACCUGGUCGAAGCGGCGAUCAAGUCUUCCAACAAAUCAAACAACAAAACAGGCGGUGACGAUGAAGAAGGCUCAUCCGGCUGGAGGUGGAAGCACAACAAGAAGAACUCGACCAUAUGUGUUGGACCAGAUGGGCGCACUGGUCAAGACUACCUCGUCGAUUCCGGUGCGCCGCGUCCGUCAGAGGCGGAAGUGAGAGAUCGAGUGGUCAUGUAUCUCGAGUCCAUCGACAGGAAAAAAGGGAACGCAGCGAGCGUUGAGGCGAGGCCAGGUCGCCUUCCUUUGAGCAAAUGUCAGGAGGCACCCCUUCUCAAGGCCACCUUCACCCAGAACAACGGGGUUCUGCGCGCCCUCUAUUUCAUAGAGCGGCACGAGACUCAAAACCCCUUGAAGGUCGCCGAGAAUGUCGCGGAGGACGGAGACAAUAUUGACGAUCUUGAAGAGACCGAGCUUGACGACUACGACGAGUUCCUCCUCCUGCGUGACAUCUACACCGGUACCGGGGUGGAGCAAGAUACAAAGUCUCGAGUAGUUGUAAAGCCAUGGUGGUGGUCGGAAGAGGCAACAGUCGCUUACACCUUCCACCUGCCACCUAAUUAUCACAAGCUUAGGACUACCGGCUUUCGUCUUGCUUCUGGCGUAUGCGCCGAGAUCGAAGAGGGAGAAGGCGGUGGGGAGAUCAUCCAGCCCGUGAUCGAGUGCACCAAGAGCAUGAUCAACUGGGAUGUGGUCCGACUCGUCAACUCACCUCUGAUACCCGAUGAGUCUCAAGUUGCUCGCAAUGUCGUCUUGGCUACAAGCCGCCGCUUGCCGACACUUCAGCAAUAUCUCCAGGACACCCAGCCUGGGAUCCUGACAAAGGUCACCGAGAAGCAUCUCAAACUUUCUCCUUGUAGAGACAGUUUCGAGGACUAUGGUGAUGAAGGGUUUGACGGUGGUGGUGAUUACAGACUUGGCGAUGAUGGUGAUGGUGAUCCUGCCCUUCCGCCGACUCAAGAGUAG